AUGCAACUCACUUCCGCCUUUCUGUCUCUCUUCGCCGUCGCGGCCUCGGCGGCGCCCGCGAGCGGGUCGGGCAAGUCGUGCCCAGCUUCGACGCGCAAGUUCGGCAUCAUGGCGCUUCGGUCUGCUUCCCCCAUCCACUUUGCCACCGUCGGGGCUUCUCAGAACGGAAUCGCCCUGAACCUUCCCGCCAACAAGCUUGAUGCUCAGUGCACCGAUGGAAAGUCGAGGAAGGAUGCCAUCUUCUACAUUAAGGACGAGGAGCUGUAUCUCUACGGCAAGGGCGACGUCGUGCAGCAGUUCUUGGUCGACCGUUCCGGCAUGGGCCAAGGCGUUGUACGUUACUUCACCAAGGGCCCUACGGACCCUAGUGGCAGGUUGGAGGUGAAGGGUUGGGCCGUUGACGAAAACAACAACCUCACCUUUAAGGGCACCAGUCUCCAGGCUUGCCCUAAUGCCGACGGCUCCUGGGCUAUCUGGCUCGCGGGUGUUACUAAGCCGGCGGGCCAAGAAGGCUGCCUGCCCUUCACCGGUCGUACGAUCACCACCACGAAGCCGGUGAAGUGCACGUACAGCGAUUAUGUUGCUUGA
Chaetomium globosum CBS 148.51 is the source of this 588-nucleotide messenger RNA. RefSeq lists its product as uncharacterized. The coding region runs from base 1 to 588 and encodes 195 amino acids. The transcript is spliced from 2 exons. The record is from RefSeq and is a predicted model, not a curated record. NCBI's taxonomy places the organism in Eukaryota, Fungi, Ascomycota, Sordariomycetes, Sordariales, Chaetomiaceae.